GUUUGCACUGGCUUGCUAUUCUUCCUCGACAAUAUCGAGGUUGUUCAGCCUAUCGAGGUUAGCAUUCAGCAGUCACACGUGGCAUACUAAUCGGAGAGCUCACGCACUUACCUCGGUCUCGCAGCUGCUAGAGUAACCUCCGUCGCGCCAUUGCACUCGAACGGCGGUGCGAAGGCUACUCCAUUCGUCUACCCUAGAAAUGGCUGCUACUGCCGCGGCGAUUGUUGGUUCUAGACCAGAUGGCUAUUUGAUAGCCAUGAUCGCAGAUGAGGACACGAUAACGGGCUUCCUGCUGGCCGGAGUGGGCCACAUGGACGUGCGGCGACGGAAGAACUACCUCGUCGUCGACUCCAAAACUCCUGUUCGGCAGAUCGAGGAGGCGUUUAAGGAGUUCAGCAACAGGGAGGACGUGGCCGUCAUUCUCAUCAGCCAAUAUAUCGCCAACAUGAUCCGCUACAGCAUCGACAGCUACAACAAGCCCAUCCCUGCCGUCCUGGAGAUCCCCAGCAAGGAGCAUCCGUACGACCCCAACCAGGACUCCAUUCUGUCCCGCGUCAAGCACAUGUUCGCCUCCUCUGAGUCCGUCUCUGACUCCAGGGUGUGACAUGGCUCCCUGCCAUGGCCCUCACACCCCACCUGAGAAUGGUUCCCCUGGUCAGCAAACUCUGUCCUAGUCAGCCUGAAACCACCUACUGUAAUGCAGUCUGCACAGCUUAUCCUGUACACACGCUGUGUGCAGGUUUCUGGACGAUAUUCCCAUCUGCUAGUUGCUUACUGAUUUGUUGCUCAACCGGUUCAGUUGAUGUGUCUGCGGUGAAGAAGCCUGUACAUUAUUCCAUAGAUAC
This is a messenger RNA of Closterium sp. NIES-67, 845 nucleotides long. Lineage: Eukaryota; Viridiplantae; Streptophyta; Zygnematophyceae; Desmidiales; Closteriaceae. The record is from the annotation of a GenBank genome assembly.